GGUACAUUAAAAGGGCAUUUUAACGAUCAUUUUCUCCAUAGUAGAGACAGCCAAUAGAAAACUUUUUGUUUAUGGUUUUCUGCUUUUUUGGAUUGAAUGGCUCAGAUUCCAAAUUUGGACAAUUCUCCUCUCAAUCUCAAGUCUCUCAGGGAACAGUCUCAGAGAGAUCUUGUUAAGAUUCUCAAAGAUAUUCGAGGAAAGAAAUGUUUGGUUAUUGAACCGAAACUUGGUGGCUCGCUCUCUUUGAUCAUUCAAACAUCUCUUCUUAAGGAAUAUGGGAUUGAAUUGCGGCAUCUUUCAGCUGAGCCAGUUCAGACUGAUUGCACCAAAGUGGUUUAUCUUGUUCCUUCUCAGCGUGACUUGAUGAAGUUCAUAUCUUCUCAUGUACAUAAUGAUAUCUCAAAAGGACUUCAAAGAGAGUACUAUAUCUAUUUUGUUCCUCGCCGUGAAAUUCAAUGCGAGAAGAUCCUUGAGGAGGAAAAUGUGCAUCACCUAAUGACCAUAGGGGAGUACCCAUUGUAUGUAGUUCCACUGGAUGAAGAUGUUUUGUCGUUUGAACUGGAUCUUGCUUACAAAGAAUGUCAGGUUGAUGGCGACACAGGCUCUCUUUGGCAAAUUGCAAAGGCCAUUCACAAGCUUGAGUCUUCUUUUGGAGUUAUACCAAAUUUGCGGGCAAAAGGCAAAGCAUCUGUUCUUGUUGCAGACAUUCUUAAUCGCAUGCAAACUGAAGAACCUGUUAGCUCAUCUGAUAUGGCUGUACCAGAGAUUAACACUCUCAUCCUCAUAGAUAGGGAGGUGGAUAUGGUUACUCCUAUGUGUUCUCAGUUAACAUAUGAAGGGCUAGUGGAUGAGUUUUUGCGCAUCAAUAAUGGUUCUGUGGAGCUGGAUUCUUCUGUCAUGGGUGUUCAGCAAGAGGGAAAAAAGAUGAAGGUCCCACUUAAUUCAAGCGACAAGCUGUUCAAGGAGAUACGAGAUCUCAACUUUGAAGUUGUUGUCCAGGUUUUAAGGCAGAAAGCAACAUCCAUGAAGCAGGACUACACUGAGAUGACUACUACUAACCAAACAGUUUCUGAACUAAAGGACUUUGUCAAGAAGCUCAACUCGUUACCUGAAAUGACUAGGCACAUAAAUCUUGCUCAACAUCUGUCAAAAUUCACAUCAAAGCCAUCUUUUCUAGCGAAACUUGACAUGGAACACACAAUUGUUGAGGCCUCAAGUUAUGACAUUUGCUUUGAAUACAUUGAAGAAAUGAUCCAAAAGCAGGAGCCUCUUAUCAAUGUCUUGCGUAUUCUCAUCCUUUUUUCCGUAACAAAUUCAGGGUUGCCCAAAAAGCAUUUUGACUAUUUGAGGAGGGAACUACUCCACAGUUAUGGGUUUGAGCACAUGGCUACUCUAAAUAAUUUAGAAAAGGCUGGAUUGUUCAAGAAACAGGAGUCAAAAAGCAAUUGGCUGACUGUCAAACGUGCUUUGCAACUUGUAGUUGAGGAUACUGACACAGCAAAUCCUAAUGACAUAGCCUAUGUCUUUUCUGGAUAUGCACCUCUUAGUAUUCGUCUUGUCCAGCAUGCUGUUCGAUCUGGGUGGCGUCCUAUGGAAGAAAUUUUGAAGCUGUUGCCUGGGCCACAUACAGAAACAAAAAGGGGUCGCUUUGCGAGCAAUCCAUCAUUUGACACAUUGCAGAGUGCUUCAAAUGGCAUAGAUAAAAUAGCUGAUGGGAGGCGCUCCCUAGUACUUGUUGUCUUUGUUGGAGGGGUAACAUUUGCAGAAAUUUCUGCUCUCAGAUUUCUCAGUGCUCAGGAAGGAAUGGCAUACGAUCUGAUUAUUGGGACAACGAAAAUUGUCAAUGGUCAUACAUUGGCUGAAACAUUCCUUGGGACUUCUGGUUGACUUGUCCAUUGUGUGUUUGCUACUGAUCCUUUUAUGGGGCUUAGGUUUCCUAUCUUCCCUUGAACAACCACUGCGAUCAUAAUCAUGGCUUUCCGCUCUACCAAGUCAAGCUGUCAAUGUGAAGCCCUUGGCAGGAUAUGAAUGUUGGCCACGUUUCUGUACUUCACCAGAUUUUCUAUUCUAUUUAUUUGAUUUUGCAGCAUAAUCUAUUGAGGCCAGUCAUUUUUUUUAUGGCAUGAGAAUGACUUGGGGAUGUUCCGAUUGUCAUGUGAAGAAGAUGAGCAUACAUUACGAUUGCUGGGAUCUCUCUGCGAUGGAAUUGUGUGUACGGAAAAGCUUUAUCUGUCAGUGGUGAUUUACUGAAGUGUAUUUGUGGUAGAUGCAUAUUUGAGGGAUUCUUUUCCCUUUUCUCCUUUAGUAUAUUUGAGUGAAAUCCCUAGGACUGGUUUGGCUUCUGUGUUUGAUUCAUCAAACAAUGCAUUUCACCAUGGCCUAUUAUAAUUGACAAAUCUGACUCAUGGAUUCUGGCAUUAAACUGAAUGUCAGCUGUUGGUUUUUCUAUGUUUAUGUAAGUGUGGUGGUUGGUGGAUUGUGGAAAAACUCUUCAAAUUUGUUGAACAAUUUGGGGUUGGUUGACCCAAAGAUCAAUUGAAAUUGUGAGAUCAAAGUCA
This is a messenger RNA of Theobroma cacao (cacao), 2558 nucleotides long. RefSeq names its product Sec1/munc18-like (SM) proteins superfamily (gene ATVPS33). The record is from RefSeq and is a predicted model, not a curated record. Gene Ontology annotation, biological process: vesicle-mediated transport. Lineage: Eukaryota; Viridiplantae; Streptophyta; Magnoliopsida; Malvales; Malvaceae.